AGGUCGACAGCAACGAAUUCCACAGAGCUUGGUUUCUUAUGGCUCCGUUGAUAUCAUUAACGACUGCGUUAUGUCGGUACUUGAACAGCAUCCCUCUUCCAUUUCCUAAGGUUAUAUAUACUCUGAGCAGCAUGAGAUCUAUGAAAUAUAACCUUCUGUACUUCUGUAUUCGUGCCGUAAUUUAUCAGCGGCUAACCCAGAUGGGCGAAAUAUCACACGGCAAUUCGCAAUGUGCGGCAGUUGGCCAAUCAGAACGCGUUCUACAGCCGCCGGUGUGAUGAGUCGCUUAACUGCCCACGCUAAGUUCUAUUCAGCUUAGACCCUUUACACACCCUGUCACACUAAACUCUCUUUGGACAAGGCGCUUGGCGGCGGCUCGCAAUCUCCAACCAUCCAACUUCCGACUCUUCGCUCGCUCUUCUUUCUCCCUUCCUCCAAAACUCUCCCUCCGCCAAACCCGUGCCUCUCAUUCUCCCGCAGCACAUCCCCUUCCCGCCCUCCCCCCACCACCACAAACACUCUUUUAUGCCUUCAUAUUGUUGCUUGCUACGUGCUUCUGCCUCGGGGCCACCAAGCUAUGGAUCCUAGUAGCAUGGUGCUCCCAUCCGCCUCGAUGACGUCUACCCUGGCAAACGGUCACCAGUCCCCCGUCGCAAAUGAUGUCCAGGUUAUAGAUGAGAAUCCAUCGAUACCAACCUUCGAUAAUCUGUCCGACUUGUCUGAAACAAGUCCCGACGAGCAAGAUGCUUCCGACGAAGAUGUAGAUCAUGACCAGAGCGGGGAUGCGGAGUCGGAUGCCGCAGAGGAGUUUAAUCCGGAGAUGAGUUCGGACUCCUCAGACAAUGAGGAUGAUCUCGAUGGUCAAGCUUCUCCAGCUGCUCAACACCAUAUUGCUGAGGAUGAAAGCGAUUCCGCCACUGAAGACGUUUCCGACGCGCAAGCCGCCUCGUUCUCUGGCAACUCAUCGACCCAUAACCAAAAGAAGGGCACAAAACGAAAAUCUCCCAUAAUCGACGAUGACUUUAUAAGAAACAAUCCAAGCCUCUACGGCUUACGUCGAAGUGGCCGCUCAAGAUCCAUUCGUCAAAAUGUCCAGACUACCUCCGAUUCCGACUCUGAAGCCGUCGCACCUCCUUCAAAGCGGAGACGCCGUACACCAAAUCGCCCAUCCAAACAACUCUCUCGCUCUCAGUCCAUUGAUUCCGUGUCUGAUUCUGAUAGUGAUGAAUAUCAGGGUUCGCGUAGUAGAACCUCAAAAGCAAAACGUCGACGGAUGGCGCAAUCCUCCGAUAACCUAAUACCUGCACAUGCCGAAAUUCGCUUUUCAACUAGACGUGCGAAUAGAGUAUCAAAUUAUAACGAAGAUGAUGACGAUGAUGACUUUGAAGAUGAAUCGGAAAUGAUGACACCGGGAGACUGGGUGACUGCGGUCGAUGAUACAACCCCAGCCAUUGAUGUAGUACUAAAUCACAGGUUUAAGGAAGGCAUUGAUCUUUCCCGAGAUGAUCUUAGUCGAGAUGACUUUGAGUUCUACAUCAAAUGGCAAGGGAAAUCCCACUACCAUGCAACAUGGGAGACCGUGGCAUCCCUUGCGAGCUGUAGGAGCGUGCGCCGAUUAGACAAUUACAUUCGCAAGAUCCUGACCCUAGAGAUACAGUACGCAAGAGACCCCGAAAUCAUUCCUGAGGAGAAAGAAAAAUGGAACCUUGACCGGGAACGUGAUGUGGAUGCUAUAGAAGAUUAUAAAAAAGCAGAGCGUGUCAUCGGCUCUCGUGAGAUAGACGGUGAAACUGAAUACUACGUCAAAUGGAAACGACUCUUCUAUGACUACUGUACUUGGGAACCCGCGUCCCUAGUCAGCGAGAUCGCUCAGCGGGAGAUCGACCGCUAUCUCGACCGCACCUCUCACCCACCCAUUUCUAGCAAAUCGGAAUCAAACCCCUUAACCCGAGCCCACUUUGAGCCUAUUCACGGGACCCCGAGCUUUGUUCAGAACGGUGAGCUCAAGGAAUUCCAAGUAAAAGGGGUUAACUUCAUGGCAUAUAACUGGGUUCGUGGCCGGAAUGUGGUUCUUGCGGAUGAGAUGGGUUUAGGAAAGACCGUUCAAACUGUGGCCUUUAUCAAUUGGCUGCGGCAUGUCAGGAAUCAACAAGGCCCCUUCAUUGUUGUUGUGCCGCUCUCCACAAUGCCCUCUUGGGCAGAAACUUUCGACAAUUGGACUCCUGACUUGAAUUAUGUGGUUUACAACGGCAACGAAGCUGCCCGAAAUAUUAUAAAGGAAUAUGAAUUAUUGAUUGAUGGAAAUGUUAGACGACCUAAGUUCCAUGUCCUCCUGACUACUUACGAAUACGUUCUCGUGGACGCGACCUUUCUUAGCCAAAUCAAAUGGCAAUUCAUGGCCGUUGACGAAGCUCAUCGGUUGAAAAAUCGCGAAUCGCAACUUUAUGCUAAGCUCUUUGAAUUCAAGUCGCCUAGUCGACUGCUGAUUACUGGAACCCCGGUGCAGAAUAACCUAGGCGAGCUCUCUGCUCUGAUGGAUUUCCUCAAUCCUGGGCUGAUCCAGAUUGAUGAGGAUAUGGAUCUAGGUUGUGAAGCAGCCAGUGUUAAAUUGGCGGAGCUAACUAAAUCUAUCCAGCCUUACAUGCUUCGUCGGACUAAAUCGAAGGUCGAGUCAGAUUUACCUCCCAAGUCGGAGAAGAUCAUUCGAGUCGAAUUGUCCGACAUACAACUGGAGUACUACAAAAACAUACUGACGAAAAACUAUGCUGCCCUCAACCAAGGAAGUAAAGGACAGAAACAAUCCCUUCUUAAUAUCAUGAUGGAGCUCAAAAAAGCUAGCAACCACCCCUUCAUGUUUCCCAACGCAGAAUCUCGCAUUCUAGAGGGCAAAACUGGCCGUGAAGAAAUGAUGCGUGCCCUCAUCACGAGCAGCGGAAAGAUGAUGUUACUGGAUCAACUCUUGGCCAAACUGAAAAAGGACGGUCACCGUGUCUUGAUUUUCAGCCAAAUGGUCCGCAUGCUUGACAUCUUGGCUGACUAUAUGGAUGUUCGUGGCUACGCCUAUCAACGGCUAGAUGGAACAAUCGCCGCCGGUCCUCGACGCCUUUCUAUCGAGCAUUUUAAUGCCCCAGAGAGCAAUGAUUUUGCGUUUCUUCUCUCCACUCGUGCAGGAGGCUUGGGGAUUAACCUCAUGACUGCUGAUACCGUCGUCCUCUUCGAUUCUGACUGGAACCCUCAGGCUGACCUUCAAGCAAUGGCACGUGCACAUCGAAUUGGCCAGACUCGCCCUGUGAGCGUUUAUCGCCUCGUUUCUAAGGAUACUGUUGAAGAAGAGGUUCUCGAAAGAGCAAGAAAUAAAUUGCUCCUCGAAUUUAUUACUAUCCAGCGAGGAGUUACUGACAAGGAAGCAACUGAACUUAAAGACAAGAUGACACGUGCUGGCCACCAAAUCAGUGAACCGACCUCUUCUGACGAUAUAUCCCGCAUUCUCAAGCGACGCGGCCAGCGCAUGUUCGAGCAAUCUGGCAACCAGAAGAAGUUAGAGGAAUUAGAUAUUGAUUCUGUCCUGGCGAAUGCUGAAGAGCAUAGAACUGAACAACCCGAAGGCAUGGAGGUAGACGGUGGAGAGGAGUUUCUAAAGGCCUUUGAGUUUGUCGACGUUAAAGUGGAUGAACUCACAUGGGACGACAUCAUUCCGAGGGAGGAACUCGAACAAAUCAAAGCAGAAGAAGAACGUAGAGCGCACGAGCAAUUCCUGGCGCAAGAGAUUGAGCGAAGUCAGCCGCGCAAACGGAAAGAGCCAUUCGAUGGGCGACAGGAGCGUCAAGCGAAACGACGAGCCCGGCAACAAGUCAAUAUCGACGCUGAUGACGUAUCAGAUGCACCACCGCCGCCUGAUCCGAGCAGGCCUCUUAGUGAGAAGGAAUAUAGACAUCUCAUCCGCGCGUACCUUCGAUAUGGCGACAUAAAUGAUCGGCAAGACGAUUUAAUCAGAGAAGCAAGGCUCAGUGACCGAGAUAUCGAUGUUGUGAAAGCUGCAUUGGCCGAGGUAAUCGAGAAGGCCCAUGCUCUAUUAAAGGAGGAAAAUAACCGCCUCGAUGCCCUCGAGCGUGAAGGCAAAAGCUUCACUAAGAAGGAACGGAAAGCAAUACUCUUUGACCAUCAAGGUGUUAAGCGGCUUAAUGCAGAGACAAUCGUUGAGAGACCAAAUGAGAUGCGAAUUCUGAGGAAUGCUACGGCCGAUGUAGCUGACCCUCAAAACUUUCGCGUUCCUGAAGCUACGAAAGGUGCUGACUAUACCUGCGCUUGGGGCGCACGUGAAGAUGGCAUGCUCUGCGUUGGAAUAGCUCGCCAUGGCUAUGGCGCCUGGACACAGAUCCGCGACGACCCUGAUCUUGCUCUUGCCGACAAGCUCUUCCUUGAGGAACAUCGGGUUGACCGGAAAGCGGAGCGUAUGAAUGGCGGCGGAAAGGGCACGACAAAGUCCCCUGGAGCUGUCCAUCUGGUCCGUCGCGCAGACUAUCUUUUGUCGGUUCUGAAGGACAAGAUAAGCAAUGGUGCUAGUGUCAUUGCGAAGAGGGCUGUGGAUAACCAUCAUCGCAAUAACAAGAAAAAUGCUAUACAUUCUAGAGGCAAUGCAAGCGGUAGUGUCUCAGCCUCCCCUUCACCUUCCCUCUCUCGCAAAGCCCGAGACUCAGACAAAUCCCGAUCUCGUGUCCACAAGUCUCGAGAUAGCGCCGAUCUUUCGAACACCCCCACAGGUGACAACAGGCCUGGCCACGGCUCUAGCAAGCAUCGACGUUUGAAGGACCACCGGCGAGACGAGAACGAUCGCGAUCGUUCCGGCAAAGCCCGCAUGAAGGCUCGUGGGGAAGAGAAGGAUCGUUAUCGCCAUAGCAAUGACAGCGGUGGAACCGGUGUCGACAACAACAGUAACGACGCAAUACUCAAAGUUAUCUUCAAGCCCGUCCAAGAACAUCUUAGGAAGGUAUCUCAAGUCACCAAGGAGAACAUCCCAAGCAAGCAAGAUCGAGCGGGAGAGUUGCGCCGGUUACUUCUCCUGAUUGGCCGGUUUAUUCGAAGCACUUUGGACGGGAACGAAGCACGAGCUUCGCUAGAGGACCGGUUGUGGGGAUACGCUGCGACAUAUUGGCCCAACAAAGCCACGCCAGCAGCUGCGCUGCAUAACAUGUUCGAUCGCCUUAUGGAGGUUGAGAAGGCCGAAUCGACCCAACAACGAUAAUACACAAGGACCCUUUUCAUAUCUUUGUGCUGGCUACCGUUGUCUUACGAGACCCUUUCAGAUUUGGCCUUUAAUUUUUUUUUAUAUUUUUUUUAUCUCAGUUCAUGUUUUUUACCUCUUGUUAACGCGCCAUCUCGCCGAGCGUCGGGAGGCGUAGGCUUCCUUUCUUUCCUCCCUCCGCAUUUUGGGUGCAUUUGCCCAGCAUAUAUUUGAGCUUUUUGAGCUUGGAGUUUUUAUGGAGGGGGUGUUAUAUUUACUUAAAACUACAUGACAUUGCCCAUCUGCAUUACUUUCUCACCUGUCGCUUUUAACAUUCUAGACUUCCCCAGCAUGAUGGGUGGCGGAUCGUUAUCUUAUCUUUAUAUUCACUAUCUAUCAUCAUGUUUUCUCUGUUCUUUCUUUCUCUCUUCAUGUCGAUGUUUAGCUCUCUCUUAUUUGCUGCAUAGCGACGGUGUUUUUAUUCUACGCUAUUCGCCAACCUUCAGAGCGGUGGGACUUUUGUGUAUCAGAUCUCUUUUUUUAAGUGGGUGUAUGAGUGAGUGAGACGACGAGUUCAAUCUUUGUUGAUUUAACGCAGUUUCCUAAAAAACCCUCUACUUUUUACAGGGCAGAUUAUCUUGCUAGAUAUUCUUUCUAUUAUAACAUGGUGCUCUUCACCUGUUUUCUGUGCUCAUAUGUGUCUUCUUUUCCGAUAUAUAAUCUUUUCUUUUUCUCUCCAAAUACAUUAUCAUGUCAUUCCUGGCUGGCUGGCUGGCUGGCUCGUGCGUUGGAGGUUGCGGAGUUUGUUCUCUUUUCUCCUUGAGGCUGGAACGGAUUAACAAAAGAAAUGUCCCACGGGGGGAGUUCUACCAAGUCAUUCUUGAAUUUUGGUCUUGCGUAUAUCUUAUUUCUUGACAAAAGUGAAAAAUAAUAAUACGUCUACAGGAGGAUGCUAUUUCUUGUAUUCAAUAUUCUUUGUGAAACAAUCUUCUCCCCAUCUUAUAUUCGACGUAUCCGAAUACUGGUAGGGUGGGAUCUAAGUAACUAUGAAUAAUGUUUCUUGGUAUGGUUGAGUUUUCAGGCUAUCAGGAUAAGCUGCAUACAUAUAUAUCAAGACAGCCUACGGUAACCUGCCUCUAUUGAGCUCAUUCUUCCGUCAUAACCUCUUAACUGCACCGUUUUGGCAUCCCUCUAUCACUCGAAAAUAAACUAUCCUGAGGGCCAUGGAGGUCAAUAGACGACACGAUCACUGUUGAAAGAUUAAUUACCCAACGGCUCCCAACCAAAUCGACAGCGCCUCGACUAAAAUGCUAUCCUCCAUUUGGCAAUCUCGGUCAAUCAGUUUCCAACAAACAGUACAGGGAAACGUAUUCAAGGCAAUCAAUCAUUGGUCGAUACCGGCGUUAGUCUGCCAAGGACAACAGAAAGAGGAUUGUCGUUGUUGAAACCCGCGGGUUUUGUCAGGGAUAUCAGACAUCUAUUUGGUUUCAACUUUCUGGUCAAGGAGCAAGAACUGCAAAUUAUGCCCAACUAUUUUUGUAAGAGGGUCGUGGCAUUUUUUUGCAGUAUGUGUUCGUGCUAUUCGGGGUGAGCUCUCUAGGCGAAGUCAAUGGCCGUUCCGGUUAUUUCAGUCGACGCGUUGUCAAGUGGGUAGGGAUAGAGGAAAUAUACAUGACGUAUUCUGAGAUAUGGCAAUUGAUUGUUAAGUUAUCAAAGUUUACAAGAAAGAAACAAGCCCAACCUGGGGAUAUUUGACGCUGUAAAUCGGUGCUAGAUGCUAAAAUAAUACAGUAAUAAUAAUGAAAGGAAAAGCCGCCGCCCUUCCCAUGAAAUAUCAAAAUCAAAAUAGUCUGUUCGCCCAAAGUCUCUUAACAUGAAUGCUCGUUAACGAAAUAUUCCACUAUCAUGAAAAGCAAGGAGUGGGAAACCGAAAAAAAAAGGAAUUAGGCAUGUGAAUUCGCUACUAAAUGAUCAAAACGUCGACUGGUCCCCUCCCUCUCCAGGGGAUGUCAUGUAUCGAGCCUAGGUGACUCAGGACGCUCAUUCGAUCUUGAUACCUCGGGCCGUUUGCUCGCAAUAACUGACAACGACGCUUCGUUUAAGGGCAUGGCUCCAUUCGUCCCUGGAGCAAUAGCUAUGUCCUCUGCUGAUAUAGCAGAUUUGAACACUCGAAGUUCAGCAUGUAUAACGUCCUCGAAAAUUAACUCCUUGUCUCUCCAUGACUCUUUUCGCAUUGGCUCGAUUAUUUCCCAGUCCUGCUUCAGCUGGGCGGCUUCUUGAUCAGCCCAGUGGAGCUGGCGACGUAGAAGAUAGCAUAGUUGCUCUGGGGGGAGGGAAAGUUCAUGUUCGUCAAAACCCAAUUCCGGGCUCAGAUACGGUAUUGUUGCCUGGUCGGAAUCCUUCGUUACAUCGCUUUUAUCUCCAUCGUUGCUACCUUCCUUAGCGGGCUGUGAGAGCUUUAAUUUGAUUCUGGGUGUUCUAGUUGUGCCCGUAGCAGUUCCGCUGGCUCCUUUUGCAGUCGCAUCUGUAGGGCGAAGUGCAUCCGUUUCAUGAACCGUUCGCAUGUGUUUUGUAAGUGCAUCCGAGCGUGUGAAGCUACGAUCGCAUUCUGUCAUUGGGAGAGAUGUCAGCCAUGUUUAAACUUGAAAAACCGCGACAAAUGUAUAUAUUCUCUAAGGUCACAGGAGAUGGGCUCACCUGGUAAAGUACAAUAGAAGGGCUUCUCCUUCGUAUGGCUCCUUACGUGCGCUCGCAAUGCGUAUCCGCUGGCAUGAGUCUGGCCUUUCCGGCCGCAAUCGCUCCAUUCGCAUAGGUAUUUCUUUUGUCGAGACCCGAUGUGAUCUUCGUGUAUGUGUUUGACAAGCGCAUCCAUGUUUCCUAGAUCAUUCGCAUCGCAUCCUUCCCAUUGGCAAACGGUAACUUGAUCCCGCCCUUGUCCGCUAUAGUCGUCCUCAAUGCCGCCACCGAUGAGCGCAAGCGUUAGGGGAGAGUUUGGUAGCUCCCCCGAGCUAUCGGAAGAGAUCGAGGCAGAAGGGGAUGCCGGAGGUAUAUCUUCGUGAACCGAUGAGAUAGGAGUAUGACGAUCCCAGGAUGAGAUCCCAGUCCGACGGCGCUUUGAAGGUGGCAUCUGGGGGGUUGAAACGGUGGGAGAGUGAGGGUGGUCCUCAAACUUCAUGUCCUCCGCGAACUCCUCAGAAGCAAGAGAAGAGAGAGGGGAGCCGGGGGAGUCAGCCAUUGUGAGAGCGGGGGCUGUGAUGUGUUAAUCAACCUGUCAAAGGAAGUGAAUAGAAAUUAUCUGGAUGGAAGCACCACUGCAAUCUGUUUUCUCAACCGGUGUUGAACAAUGAACAUUCGAGCUGGAUGCGGCUCCCUGAACUUUGGGAAUCACGUGGCUGCACGCUGAAAGAUAAAAUCGCGAACAUCAACAAAAUGUUCAACCUCAACUUUCCUUGCUUCAAUAAGGAUUCUUCACUUGGUGAAACUGCAUCUUUCCAUACAUGUUAUGUUACAUUCUAUUAUGCUACUUAAGCAAGGAAUACUCGCCAUUGUCAUGAGCAAUAGCUGCUGUUUGAGUUUACCUGAUUACCUGACACUUCCGACUUUGGGUUCGAUGGCUCAAAAAAAAAAAAAAAAAAAGAAAAAAAAGAAAAAAAAGAAAAAAAAUCGUGGAUUCUAGGAACAUUACUGCAUUCCAUGAACUUUCAUUCAGAACAAUGCCUUCAACUGAAACUCAUUUUCAUAGUAGACCACGUUCUCUAGCAACACGUUCUGUAUGAUCCUACUCCCAUACUCACAAUGAAGCUUCCUAAGACCGGGAACUCGCUUCUGCUCCCUCUUAAAACGACGGAUAUCUUGCCCCAAUGAUAUUGCUUGCUUUGAUCGUCUCAUCGAUCCCCUUCAUUUCUUCAGCAGAAAAUAGGGGUAGGGUUGCAAGCCCUGACACCCGUUCUUUCGAUUUGGCUCAUAGUAUCGGAGUAAUCGUGGGCUUUGCUGAUGGCCCUAUCCAAAUCAAUACGACCUGAGCAGGGGUUGUUUUCUUUCUCCGGGCAAACGAUAUAACCCUAUCAACAAAUUCAUGGUUUGCGCUUGAAGCAUCGUCCUGGAAUCUCGUUAGGUAUUUGCGGAUAUCUCCUGCGGGAAUAUCGGAGGGUUUGGCUAUCCUGCCCUUUGGCCCCUUACGGACUCUGAAGGGCGAGUGUAGCAUCAGCUACGUACUCCUAUAACCGGGUGGAUGGUCGAUACACUUGCGAAAACGAUGUAAAUAUGUAUUGUUUGAUGAAAGAGGAGCUGAACUUCGGGGUAUGUAUUGAUUAUCGUGUCAAAAAUGCUAACAUCAUUGACUAUGCCAGAGGUAUAUAUAAGUGCCUGUGGGGCUCAGCACUUCACCGAAAAGAGCGCAAAUGCCGGAUUGGACAGGGCUAUGCCGGGCGAUGGUAUGGGAGACGGCUAUUUCCUGUGGGGCCAGACCCUAUUAUUAAAAGUAGGGAAUAACCAAGUUUACGAAAACCGCUGCUUGAAUAGUCAUAUAGCCUUGUUUAUGUUAGCAUUCUGUCUAGUGGUUGUGUACAUACCCCAGGAUAAGUUGAAUGGUGAUAUGGUUAUGCCUGCCAGCCUAACAGCCAUCGGUUCAGAUGCGUUCCCUAACCCGCAGGGCUCAAACACUUGCGUUGCGUUGACCGUGGCUUCAACAUCGGAACAUUGGCCAUGGUAAGCUUUACUGUUGAGCGUUACACCUAUGAUUACGCGAAAAAUAUGCUAUCCGCCUUCUUUCAGCCGUUAUGUUGGAGCUUCUUCACGGGAUAUCAGUCUAGCUAGAACAAUGAUGUGAUCUAUCAUCAGCCUCGAGAUGUAGGGCUACCAGAAUAGAAAGAUGGCCUCGGGCUUCAGAACUAAUUGGCAGCUAUAUGUAGGCUCCUUAGUAAAUUUAAUGGACGUUUUUACAGUGCUUAAGUAACAAUGUAAGAUAUACUCAAAAGA
Molecule: messenger RNA, 10198 nt
Organism: Blastomyces dermatitidis ER-3
Lineage: Eukaryota; Fungi; Ascomycota; Eurotiomycetes; Onygenales; Ajellomycetaceae
Product: chromodomain-helicase-DNA-binding protein 1
Exons: 5
Coding region: 578-5242 (1554 amino acids)
Biological process (GO): regulation of transcription by RNA polymerase II; nucleosome organization
Cellular component (GO): chromatin; nucleus
Molecular function (GO): histone binding; ATP-dependent chromatin remodeler activity; ATP hydrolysis activity
Source: RefSeq, a predicted model, not a curated record